AUGCUCACUAUCAAAUUCGCCCUAUUCCUGGCACCCUUAUUUGCACUUGCUAUUCCCGUCGACAUCCAAACAAGACAGAAUAAUGAAUGCUGCUACAAAACCGAGGACAUCAAUAAGCUGGUUUUUAGAACCAACGGCACGUCAGGUCAAUUCUUGGACACUCUAUCAUGGUGCAUGCUGCAGGUCGACCGCGACGCAAGCGACCCGAAUAAUUGCGAGAAGGCAACACCUUAA
This is a messenger RNA of Colletotrichum aenigma, 234 nucleotides long. RefSeq lists its product as uncharacterized. Lineage: Eukaryota; Fungi; Ascomycota; Sordariomycetes; Glomerellales; Glomerellaceae. Bases 1 to 234 code for a protein of 77 amino acids. The record is from RefSeq and is a predicted model, not a curated record. The transcript has 4 exons.